Xyrauchen texanus (razorback sucker) is the source of this 8115-nucleotide messenger RNA. Its product is annotated as forkhead box protein P4-like. NCBI's taxonomy places the organism in Eukaryota, Metazoa, Chordata, Actinopteri, Cypriniformes, Catostomidae. Gene Ontology annotation, molecular function: DNA-binding transcription repressor activity, RNA polymerase II-specific; RNA polymerase II cis-regulatory region sequence-specific DNA binding. Gene Ontology annotation, cellular component: nucleus. The record is from RefSeq and is a predicted model, not a curated record. Gene Ontology annotation, biological process: regulation of transcription by RNA polymerase II.
CUGAUUUCUCUGCGAAUGAGAGAGGAACAGACGAGAUGCCAAAAACUCCAGCAAGAAGCAUUAUUGGGACCUUCGGAAAACUCACGUUUUGAAUAACGGAGAGAAAGGGGGAAGACUUGAAGCUUACGAGGAGGCAUCAGAAGCUGCGUACUUUUUCUUCAUGAACUUUCACGAGCGCUGUGACCAUGCAGCCUGUGAGCUAGUGCACGAUUAUUGUUUCCACUUAUCGCCCAACUGAGUGAUCAGUUUGAGAGAGGAAGACUAUAAAAAGGGAAAGAAAGACUAAUAAAGACAGUUGUCUUUGAAAGUAAUGGUCCGAACAUAUUACUUAUAGAACAGGAUUUUUUUUCCCCCCUUUGUGUUGUUCUUCUCAACGUUUUGGGGAUCGCUGGGACAUUUCAACAAAGCUGGAAGCGACAGAUCCACAUGGUCCAGUCCGUAGAGUGAAAGUAGAGUUUUUCAGAAAAUCCUAACAGGUGCCACGUGAUGAUGGUAGAAUCAGCAACUGAGACCAUUCGAACAACACCCUCCAAUCAAAAUGGAGUCAGCAGCCUAAGCAGCCAGUCAGACGGCGGAGGAAGAGAGGGCGGGUCCAACGGCGACACCAAUGGGGAGAUUAGCCCUGUGGAUUUACUGCACCUUCAGCAGCAGCAGGCCCUCCAGGCAGCACGCCAGUUCAUCCUCCAGCAAGCCACUGGACUAAACUCCCCUAGCAGCAACGAGGUCAAACAAAGCCCUGUACAGGUGCCUGUAUCCAUGGCGAUGAUGACCCCACAGAUGAUAACUCCUCAGCAGAUGCAGCAAAUCCUCUCUCCGCCUCAACUCCAAGCUUUACUCCAACAGCAACAAGCCAUUAUGCUGCAACAGCUGCAAGAGUACUACAAGAAGCAACAGGAGCAGUUGCACCUCCAGCUCUUAACCCAGCAGCAGCAGCAAGCAGGGAAGCAGGCCAAAGAGCAGCAACAGUUGGGGAAUAAACAGCUGGCUUUCCAGCAGCAGUUGAUUCAGAUGCAACAACUACAACAGCAACACAUUCUGAAUCUACAAAGACAGGGCCUGGUAAACCUACAGCCAGGCCAAGGAGCAGUACCCAUUCAGAGCCUGCAGCAAGCCAUGUUUCCCACUGACCUGCAGCAGUUAUGGAAGGAUGUGGCUGGUGUUCAGUGCACAGAGGAGGCCAUAAAACACGAGGGUCUCGAUUUGACCACCAACAGCUCCAACUCUACCUCAUACUCGGCCUCCAAGGCCUCACCUCAGAUCCUUCAUCAUUCUUUGCCAAAUGGACACAACUCUGUGCACACUCCAAAGAGAGACAGAGCAAGACUCUUCGAGUGGAUCUCAUCCUUCACCAAGGAAUCCAGCGAUGAGCAUCUCACACCUUACUCAAAAGGCCCUCACCUGCAGAGCACCCAUUCUACCCAUGAGGAACACACAGCCUCCCACCCGCUCUACGGACAUGGCGAGUGCAAGUGGCCUGGCUGCGAAGCACUCUGCGAGGACAUGGGCCAGUUCAUCAAGCACCUGAAUAGUGAGCACGCCCUGGAUGAUCGCAGUACGGCACAGUGCAGGGUUCAGAUGCAGGUCGUUCAACAGCUGGAGAUACAGCUGGCCAAAGAGAGCGAGCGUCUGCAGGCCAUGAUGGCCCACCUGCACAUGCGUCCAUCAGAGCCAAAGCCUUUCAACCAACCUCUGAACCUGGCCUCCAGUGUGUCCCUGUCAAAAGAGAGCGAGGGGUUUCCUGAGGGCUUGCCCCACCCCCCCACUUCUGCCGCCACCCCCAUCACCCCCAUGAGACAGGGACCCUCUGUCAUCAGCUCCUCCAGCCUACAUGGAGUCGGACCCAUCCGCAGGCGCAACUCCGACAAGUUCUGCACCCCUAUCGCAUCAGAACUCGCACAGAAUUGUGAAUUCUACAAAAAUGCUGAUGUCAGGCCUCCAUUCACCUAUGCCUCCCUCAUACGGCACGCCAUUCUGGAAGCCCCUGACCGACAGCUGACUCUAAACGAGAUCUAUAACUGGUUUACACGAAUGUUCGCCUAUUUCAGGAGAAACACAGCAACAUGGAAGAAUGCUGUGCGCCAUAACUUGAGUCUGCACAAGUGCUUUGUGCGGGUGGAGAACGUCAAGGGUGCAGUUUGGACCGUGGACGAAUUGGAAUACCAAAAGAGGAGACCACCAAAGAUGACCGGAAGUCCAACUCUUGUGAAGAAUAUGAUUUCUGGACUGGGAUUUGGCUCCCUGAAUGCCAGCUAUCAGGCUGCACUUGCAGAGAGCAGUCUUGGUCUUCUGAACAGUCCCUCUCUGAUGAGCAACAGCACAUGUGCGAGCCUCAACAUGCUACAUGUCGGCCAUGAUGAUGUCAGCAGCACAGUUGAACAGGUCAACAGUAACGGCAGCUGCAGCCCUGGCCUCUCUCCACAGCAGUAUGGACAUCAGGUCCAUGUGAAAGAGGAGCCAGCUGAGAUGGAGGAGGACAACAGACCAAUGUCCCUCAUGGCGUCUGUCACUCAAAACCUUGGAAUGCCCUGUGACGAGCGUGACAUGGACGAGGAGCUUCCCACAGAGGAGCUGGAGUAAGAGGAAGAAAAAUUAUGGAGGCGGAGCUCAGUGGCCCAGCCCCUCCCUCAUAUUCAAAGUGUUCAAGUGAGAAAAACAAAGAUAAUAAAACAACUACAACUUUAAAAACCAAAACAGGGUUAGACCUCAUCAGUGCAUAAUGCAAAAACACACAACAUGCUUUUUCUCCUUAGAUCUUUAUGUUUCCCAAGUCAGUUCCCCCAAAAAGGCCCUUUGAUGCUCAGAGCAAAUAUGAUAGAAGUAUGGACUACAAUAUCUAAAGCUACUAAGGGAAACCUGACAAGUUACAACUUCAGCAUUUAUUCUUUUUUUCUUUUUUCAGAAGUCACCUGAGAAUUCUCUAUUUGAAGUCUUUUUAGCUUUAAUUUUGACGUUCUUUGCACCUGAGAACACUGCUUUUCUAUGGGAUAAACACACAGCAGUGAUUUACCUCAGAAAGAAAUUCACAUGUCUGAAAAAAGAGGGAAAAGAUGACAAACACAUCUUUAGAAUGACUUAAGCUCUCAGAUUUUUGUAUUCAUUCAAGGGGAUGCUGCAAGACUUCACCACUUUUGACAAAAGCAAAGACUGAAACACAACAAGCUGAAAGACUGGCAAAGUUGUCCCUGGCCACCUGACCAAUUUAGACUCACUCCACCCCCCAAUCCCAUUCAUGAGUGGACUAGAUAAACCGGGGAAAGCGUUCUGUCUUGGGGCAGUUUAACCUCUCUGAUCAGACAGUGGCUGCCUGCGCUGUACUUACUGUUAUCUGAUGGUAUCGUUAUCUGUUCUUUUGUCAAACUCAAAGUAGUAAUGUUGCUACCCCCAAAAAAAGGCAUAUUUCAGGAAAAGGAACUUUGCUGUUGUUCUCCUGUGGUGCUGUUAUGACAGCCAGACUGAUUAUGAGGCAUGUGGAGGACCGGCUCAGAGACUUUUAAUGACUGUAUUGUUGAUUAUAAUAUGUGUGCAGUAGCUUUCGAUUUCUCUUUCAAUUUUGUUUUACUUUCAUACUCAUUUAUUUCUAAAGGAUCAAUGUUUUUCAUUGUGAUGUAAUUCAGCUAUUAUAUGUCUUCUGUUAUUGUUUGUUUUUAUUUUUUAAACAGUCUCUCAUCAUUCCAAAAAGGGGUUACAUUUGGGAGAGAAGUUCCAAAAUCCUUAUACUACAAACUCCACCACAACAAUACUUCAAAACUUAUCACAGGUAGUUGAGGAUAGUACUUACCGUUAAGUGAUAGAUACCGAAACAAACAGCAAACUAAACCACAGAUUAAAUCUAACCAAGGUGGCAAACCACUUAAACAUUUCUAAAGCGGAAGGAAGCUAAAACUAAAGAGACAGAGGUUGAAUACACAGUGCAGAGCUCCCUGUAAGAUCCUGGAAAAAACUUUACAGGCACUCGUAUCUCUUAUAUAUAUAUAUAAAUUUGCUUCAUUUAUUUUAAAAUAUUUUUGCCCAAAUUUGCGCCAUUUAUUAGUUAAUUUCAGAAUUUUCUGUAAGAGCCAAUUGAUAUCAGCUGCCAUACAAAAUAUUACUUUAACAUAAAUGAUAACACAGUCACAGAAUACCUCAAACCACAGUGUUUGCCCCUCACUGUUAUUACAAAGGGGAUUUGUACUGUGGCUAACCAACAUGGUGACUCUCAUUAUCAGUUCAAAUUUCUAUAGUUAUUAGAUAUAUAGAAAGUUAUUUACAGUUCACUGUGUGAGUGGAAAGUGUCUAAUUAGCAUGUGAGAUUCAACUUUCAAUGAACUUUAAAAAAGAAAACUUCUCAGUAGUGCCAUGCCAAAUUCCACGUUAUAAUUUAAUAUAUGUUGCUGUUUUAGUUUUCCCUAUUUUACUUUUGUUACAGGUAACCAAAGAGAUAUUUAGUAAACCAAAAAACUCUUUUUUUAUUUAUCAUUUCUUCUUCCUAAGAAACUGGCCAAAAGAACACAAACACGUCAUUUAUAUAUAUAUUUUUUCUCUUUUGCAUUUUUAGUUGAAUUGUUUGUUUUUACGUACACUACAGAGCAUUCCAAAAACCAAAGUGUAAAGCGCAAAUGCUUUUUCCUUCUUUUUUUUCCAAAAAAAAAGGAGAGAACAGUUUAAAUAUACGUUAACCUAAUGAGUUUUAACACUACAUUGAAGGCCAAAAAACACAAACUAAAAAGGAAGCAAAAAAGCAGUAUUAACAAGCCUCUUCUAGUUCCUUAGUCAAUGUACAAAGCACUUAUGAUCUGAGGAAGAAAGCUCUCUACCCCAUCUUGUGCUCAGGCGAUUACAGUGUUCAGAUCGCAGUCUUAGAGAAGAUUGCAAAGGACUUUACAUGCAAAAGGCACUAAUAACAGUGAUGUACUUUUAUGUGACACUAGAAGCCAGCAGCAGUUACUCAGCAUUACAUGUGUACAUUAAAAGUGGUUUAGUUAAAUAGAAUUAUUCUCACCAGUAUUUUAAAAUAAAACACAGUUUAAGGAAUACCAAAAAGAGCAGGCGAGCAUUUCCUCGAAUAACCAUUACUUGUCGUUUAGCUUACCCAGCCUCUUGAACAGUAUUAUUUACCUGACGAAUAAGGGAUGGCUUGUUUUCAAAAUUAAAAAGACUCAUUUAAGGACUGUUCUAAUAAUCGUUUUCUACUGGAGGAUCUAUUUCAACAUUAGUUUUUUUGGUCAAAAAGAUUUUAUUUUUAAGUGAGGUCUGAUGUACCUGGUCACAGAAGAGAUGUGUAUGUGCAUUUCAUACACUCAAAACACCUUCAAAGAAAGAAAACCAAAAAUAACGCUACCUCCUUUUAAAAACAGUUCACAAAAUAUAUAGGCCUAUGAAAGUCACCUAUAGUCAUGCAAAAGGUGUAAAUCCCAUGUAGUUCUUCAUUAAUCCACAAAAUAACGUUGGAAAACCAAAAUGUAAUUAUUGUUGCAUAGCUGUGAAUAGAGUCUGGCUAUUACGAUUCCUAAUUCAUUAGCAUGAAUGGAAACAAAUAAACGAGACACAAUAUAAAAAUUAAAAAGAUGACUACCUCUCCUCCCCCUCCUGAAACAAAUGCCGAGUCCUGUUAAGUAUGAAGCAUUAAGUGGUCAACAUAUUUAAAAGGGUCUACUCCAAAUCGCAUAUUCCCUACUUUAAGUGAUCUAUUAGCAUAGUGUCUAUGUGCAGGUCCUCUGUGCGGAGGUUUAAUUGUGUGUUCUAAUUCCGUAUGCGUAAUGAGAGGACAGGCCAAUGAGAGCCAUCGAGCUGGCCGGUCAUUAGAGCAUACUCAAUGGGUCAGUCAGUUGGGUGUCAGAAAUGAUGAUAGGCAGAAUGCAUUAACGCAGGCCACUCUCGCAUGGACCCCGCUUCCCAAUUAAUGUGACAUGUAGCUUCGUUGACGGCUGUGGAAAAAGAGCACGAACACACACACAUAUACAGAGUGGUUCAUCACGCUCAUGGUAGCGGUUACUCUGGUAAAAUGGGCCUUUAUUUGUACCACAGACCACUCUAACAGACUUGGCUGCAGUGAAAGCACUACAUGCCAGCAGAUGAAACCAAAAUAUCCAAAGAGAAACAUCGUCGUGCUACAACAAGAACUGAGAAUUGCAAAGGAAUUCAAAAACUCACUAAUGAAUUGCUGCAUUCACUAAAUGGACUACAAUUGUGCUUUAAGGUACACAUGUAAACAAAGCUGUUUUGUAUGAUGUAGUCUGAAAUACAUCAGUGGUAUUAGUGAUUGCCAUGACUCCAUUACUUUUACAGACCUGUUGUAACGAUGUAUUGUUGUAUAUUACCGCUUGGCUUAGCUCUAAAGGGCAUUCCCUCCUUUUUGUGUUUUAUUUACUUUUUCUACUUUUUUCCCCUUUGAGAUUUACUUUCUGCACCUGUUUAGCUAUUGUAAAGUUUUGAGCUCAGAAUUUCUAUACUGUAUUGCUUAUGCUAAAGUGUAUGUAUUUAUCAUAUAAUGUGCUGCAGGUAUCAUGGUUAUUAUUUUUUAUUUUAUUUUUCUCAUUUUGUUUGCUUCUUUUUGGUUUUGUUUUUGCUUUACCAGUCUUUCUGUCAUAUGUCUGGGACGAUGAUUCUUUUUAAAUGUGUAUUAUCGCUCGGAAAAAUUCGAAAAAGAAAAAAAAAGAAAAGAUUAAGAGUUAGAUAAGUGGUUUAGGUAACACACCUGUUUGUAUAUUUAUCUUAGCUAGGUCUAUUUUGAUACUUUUUGUCUCUCUAGUGCAUUUAUGCAUUUUUAAGGAAAAAAGAGAGAAAACAAACUAAAAAGUUGAACUUAUUGUGUUAUGAUACCUCAGAAGGACUUUUCUCAAAAGACAGGACCAAAUCUUCAGAAAAAGAAAAAAAAAGUGAAAGAGAAAAAAUUGAAGAAAAAAUAUGUAGCCCUAUGUCGCUUAUAAGAAAGAGCAGCUUUAAGGUUUUUUUGUUUUCAUAUGGCCCGUUUAGGUGCCAGUAUAUGUACAGACUCCCUUUAAGUCACAUCAUUCUUUUAUUUACCAUUAGCACUCAAAGUUGUGUCUCAUAAGGCAAAGGUGCUCUACAUUUGUAUACAAAGCUGAAGUUUCAGCUUUUAUGCCCUGAAAUGGCCCAAACCCCAGCUAAGUGCUUGGAUUGGCUGUCUUAAGCAAAACUGGCAAUGCUGUAUUUAGUAUUAUGCUCAUAGAGAGUGUCUUCCUUAUUUUCACUGACGUCCACUGUCUCCCAAACGCCGCUGUAGUUCCACUCUCGUAGCACUAAAAAAAAUGGGACCAUGCUUUCUCCAACAGACUUCACACAAACACAUGGAGGUAGACAGAAGUCAUAAAGACAUUUUCAACCACUGUGUAAAUUAUAAUUUCCGUUUCAUAAAUAGCACCAAUCGCUGUGAACUUGGUGAGGCUUUUCUGCAGUAGCAUACCAAAUACAAAUUUGAAAAGGCUUUUUAGAAAUGCAGAUCAACUUCAGCCAACACCAAAAGGGGGUUUGUAACUAAACAAAUGUGUGAUGAAGUUGACAGAGCAGUAUUUUAUGUCUAAAAUACAGUUAUCCACACUACCACCCUUAUGCUGGUUCAAGGCCUUUGAUAGGCUCAGAGCUCCAUUGCCUGGUGAUGAAUAGCUUUGAGCUGCUGGUCUCUAGGAAAAGGACCCCUGCAGGGGAGCUUUGCCUGAUGGUCAAUCAAAUGGAACUACCACUCAGCUCUCCUCUCAUUGUAUUUUUACGAAUGUGUGUACAUUUUCAGCAGUGACUUCUAUGUACUUAGUUUUCAUUUUAAUUUGUUUGCUUCUCUUUUAAUUGUUUUUUUUUUUUUUACAUUUGUUUUGCUUUUUCCAAUGAGACUUGGGGGGGGAAGGAUAGGUGGUGGCUUUGAGUGGUAUAGAAAUUGUAAAAAAGGCAUCUAUCCAUCCACCUUUGUUCAUUCUAAACCCGGUAACCAUGUUUAUGCCAGUCACUGCCGUUUUUCUUCAUGCUGUAUAAAAAAAAACACAUAUAUCUGUGUAUUUGUAACCUGAAUCUUCUUGUGUCUGUCCAUGCAGACAAUAAAAAAACUGUACAGUAGGUCUAGUUGCAUGUAAUCUGUACUAAUUAUUGACAAUGGCAUUAUAAAAUGCAAUAAAAAUACUCAUUACA